AUGAUCUCCACUGACAGUAACAGCUCCACAGAUUCCCAGCCGGCCACCAAUGCUGAGGCCAAGAAGCAGCAGAAACCAGCGCAGCCUCCUGAGAGGCCGAAGAUGAGCCGUGAGGAUAUUGCCACAGAAUGGGAAGUGAGUGAUGUAGGACCCAGUGUUGUAUUCAACCUCCCUUCUAUGUCUUCAGCCUUCAGCGAGCCUUUGCCUCCAGCUUGUUCUGCCCAGUUACCAUCAGGCAUCAAAUAUGUGACUUUGCCUUCAGGCAACACUAAUGUUCAUCUGCCUGCAGACAAUAUAAAUGUUCAGCCUCUGUCUGACAGGAGAAAGGACAGUGAUAUGGAUAUUUGUGGAGAUGGGGAAGCCAGUGAUAUAGUAUUGAAUCUCCCUUAUUUGUCUACAGACUUUAAAUAUAAACUUUUGCCUCCAGCCACUUGUAAUGCUGAGUUGAAUGUUCCUCUGCCUCCAAGAUCAACUGAUGGGAAUUUUCCUCCAAGAUCCCCUAAUGUGAAUUUGCUGCCAAGAUCCACUAAUGUGAAUUUGCCUCCAAGAUCCCCUAAUGUGAAUUUGCCGCCAAGAUCCACUAAUGUGAAUUUGCCUCCAAGAUCCCCUAAUGUGAAUUUGUCUCCAAGAUCCACUAAUGUGAAUUUGCCUCCAAGAUCCCCUAAUGUGAAUUUGCCUCCAAGAUCCCCUAAUGUGAAUUUGCCUCCAAGAUCCACUAAUGUGAAUUUGCCGCCAAGAUCAACUAAUGGGAAUUUUCCUCCAAGAUCCACUAAUGGGAAUUUGCCUCCAAGAUCCCCUAAUGUGAAUUUCCCUUUAAGAUCCCCUAAUGUGAAUUUGCCUCCAAGAUCCCCUAAUGGGAAUUUGCCUCCAAGAUCAACUGAUAGGAAUUUUCCUCCAAGAUCCACUAAUGUGAAUUUGCCCCCAAGCAUCACUUAUGUGAAUUUGCCUCCAGGAUCCCCUAAUGUGAAUUUGCCUCCAAGAUCCCCUAAUGUGAAUUUGCCGCCAAGAAGCAGUGAUAUUCAUUUGCCUCCAGCCACCAAAACUGCCCCAUUGCAUAGGUGCCCAAGCAAAGCUCCAGUGCCUACAGACACCAGAGAUUCUUCUUGCCCCAUCAAUAUUGUCAAAUCUCCCUGCCAUCAGCCUGUAGACACUGGGCCUCUCUCCCAGAUGGGUGCUCUCUUAGACCAAGUGGUCCACACACACUCGGCCUUACUGGGAAGUGAAGAGUUCCUGAGCCUAGCAAGAGACAUCAUUCAGCAGAGAAUAGAAGCACAAACUCAGUCGCACCACAGACUAAUAGAAGACCGCCAGCGUCAUAGGAUAGAGAAGAUGGAGAUGGCCCAGAUGCAGAAAUAUUAUGGUAAGAACAGCUCAACAUCACCACCAUUUUCUUCUGAGCAUUUCCCAGAGUUCCGGGAUGCGAGUGAAGAUGCCGAUUGGCUCCUGCUGAAUUUUGAGAAACUCUGUGUCAUGUGCAAAGUGCCUGAACCAGAAUGGGUCUGUUUUCUGCCCGACACUCUCAAAGGCAAGGCCUUGGGGUGCUACUGUGAUGUGCCUAUGGGUGCCUGCUGCGAUUACCCAAUGAUAAAAGCAGCCUUGCUGAAACCGUACAAUGGGGAUCCAGAUAUCCACCGCAUCAAGUUCCGAAAUAUGGAGCGGAAGGCAGAAGAGACUUUUUCCAGCUUUUACCAGAGACUCCAGUACCGCUAUGACCGAUGGAUGGACACUGCUAACGUCAAGAAGUUCAAGGACUGCUAUAAGCCUCUAGUGUUGGAACAGUUGCUCCAGAAGUGUCCGCCCAAAGUCAGGCACAAGAUUCUGCAGCAAAAGGACUGUACCCCAAAUCAGGCUGCCCAAAUUGCAGAUGAAAAAGUCAGUGUGCACCAGGAAACGGUUUCUCGGCCCAAACUGAAUAAAUACCCAUCUUCACCCAAACCUGAUGGAAAUUCAAAUGCUUCACAUCAAUAUUUUAUUGCAGACAAGGAAAACAUUUUGGAUUUCCUGGAUUUCUUUGAGUGCCGUUGCACCUUUCAUAAACUGCCCAAAUCCCACUGGGUCAAAUAUUUAUACAGCAAACUGAUGGGGAAAGUGCUGGGUGUCUGCUUGUCCAUCCCACAAGAACACAAGGAUGACUAUAACUUUGUAAAGGCAAAAAUAUUAAGGUUUUAUGAAAUCACACCACAGACCCAUUGGGUCAAGUUCCAAACCCUCCAACGUCAGCCUGGUGAAACCUUCACUGAUUUUUAUCAGACGCUUCUAUGUCAUUAUAACAGGUUGAUUGCGGCGUAUGAAGUUAAGACUUUUGAGCAGUGCCGAAACCUAAUAGUGGUAAAACAACUUCUCACUCAGUGCCCUACUGAAGUAAAGAGUAUGACUUGUAAGCAAAGGACCCUCACUCCAGAAGUGCUAGCCAGAACUGCCGAUAAGUAUUUGAUCCUCCAUCCGGAUCUGCAGCAGAAUCAAACCUCCAAGAAACUGGUCUCUGAGGUGCCGCCGAUUGUACGGCCAACCCAAGUAACUUUCCAAGAUGGAAGUACCUUCUCAAGAUGUUCUUCAGCAGAAACAGUUCAGAGGAAGCAGGACUUCCCUUGGCCAUGA
Xenopus laevis (African clawed frog) is the source of this 2598-nucleotide messenger RNA. RefSeq lists its product as uncharacterized. The coding region runs from base 1 to 2598 and encodes 865 amino acids. Lineage: Eukaryota; Metazoa; Chordata; Amphibia; Anura; Pipidae. The record is from RefSeq and is a predicted model, not a curated record. The transcript has 3 exons.